UGUUCUCAUGUCCACAGAGCCUUGUAACGUCACAGGUUUCCUCAGGGGGUGCGCGGUUCACCAGGAUCCGAGUAGCACGUCUGCCACACAGCAAGAGCCCCGCGUGGGGCCUGGGGGCAGAGGGUGGACCUGUACCAGCCCCGUCCUUCGCAUGGCUGUGGCUUUAACACCUCCAGCACAAAGUGGACCACACGACGCAGCAGGUUUCUCCCACUCAGUUCCGGGACCCUGAUGGGGGUCAGGUACCCGCUAUGGCGUCAGUGGGUCACCAGUAAAGCCAGAUUGGCACACGUAGGCAGAGCUCAUAACAGUGUGAGUGAGUUAGCAUUAUGUGUCCUUACCUGGGCAGAUGACAGUUCUGGUCCCUUCAGCCUGUGGUGGGACAGGCUGUGACCCCUCCCCCACUCACAGCAGUCAGGGAACCCUGAGGGUCUGUGAAGUCACUGAGUUCCAUGGCCCAAAGGCUUAUGGGCAGGGGUGCUGGCCCAUCUCCAACCCAAGGACUCACGAGCUCCUGAGAGGGACACUUUGUAUUGGGAACCAGGAACACUCCAAGUGCUGACCCCCAGAGGCCAGGACGAGGGGCAGGAGGUGCCAUCCAGGAGGUCACAGGCGUACCCGGCCUGGCUUGGGAGCUAUCCACGCCGCCAGGCCACCAUGGUCCUUGGCUGGCCACUGCUUCUGGUGUUGGUGCUGUGCCCGGGUACGACAGGCAUCAAGGACUGCGUCUUCUGUGAGCUGACCGACUCCGCUCAGUGCCCAGGCACACACAUGCGCUGUGGGGACGAUGAGGAUUGCUUCACGGGCCACGGAGUAGCCCAGGGCGUGGGGCCCAUCAUCAACAAAGGCUGUGUGCACGCCACCAGCUGUGGCCGUGAGGAGCCCGUCAGCUACAUGGGCCUCACUUACAGCCUCACCACCACCUGCUGCUCUGGCCACCUUUGCAAUGAGGGUGCCGGCUCUGCCACAGGGGCUGCCAGCCUGGUGCUGGGCCUGCAGCUGCUCCUGGGCCUGUUGCUGCUGCUUCAAUACUGGCCGUGACCCACAGGAACUGCAGGGCCUGGGCUGUACCCUGUGCCCCCGUCUCCACCCCUUCCCCCCAUUAAAUGGCCAGAGGUGCAGUCUA
Messenger RNA from Mesocricetus auratus (golden hamster), 1126 nucleotides. RefSeq names its product sperm acrosome associated 4 (gene Spaca4). Lineage: Eukaryota; Metazoa; Chordata; Mammalia; Rodentia; Cricetidae. The coding region runs from base 658 to 1041 and encodes 127 amino acids. The transcript has a single exon. The record is from RefSeq and is a predicted model, not a curated record.